Molecule: messenger RNA, 663 nt
Organism: Rotaria sordida
Lineage: Eukaryota; Metazoa; Rotifera; Eurotatoria; Philodinida; Philodinidae
Source: the annotation of a GenBank genome assembly
AUGCAACAUCAUAAACAAACUAUUCAACUUUCGGAUCAUGUUAAAAAUAAACUAAAAUAUCAUCAACCAACUCCAUUAAGUCGUUCAUCAAAUGAAUUAACUACAUCAGACAAUACUGAUGACGAUAAUGAAAUAUUUAUUUCAUCAUCUCCACAAAAAUUCUAUCGUAAACGUAGUCUUACAUUUACAACAGAUGAAGUUCUACAACCAUCAAAAUCUGAAUAUUUACUUACAGAUAAAAAAAAUAAUUUUCAACAAAACCGAAUUCUUCAACGACAAACAUUAUGUCAACAAUGUAUUCGUUAUAAAGAUCUUCUUCAUAAUGAACAUCAAUAUUUAUUCGGUACUUAUCAGAAAAAUCGAAAAUUAACUGAAGACUUACGUUCAACUAUUUCACUUAAUCAUCAAUAUCAAAAAGAAAAUGCAAAAUUAAAACAACAUUUAACAAAACUAAAUGCUCAUCUUGAAGAAUAUAAAAGAAAUUUUAAUUUACUUAAACAAAAAAUUAUAUUAGAAAAAACUAAUCAAUCAAAACAAGAAGUUGAAGUUGAUCAAUUAAAAAGACUUCGACAUGAAUUACACGUUUAUCAACAAGUUAUAGCAUCAAAACGACAAGAAGAAGAAAAAAAUAUUGAUUAUUAUUCUGGUCAAGAUUGGAUUUAA